CGGGGCCGCUCCGGCCGCGGUCAGCGAGGGGCGCGGGCCGGCCCGCGACGGCGGCGGCGGCAUGAAAGUGACCGUGUGCUUCGGGAGGACCCGGGUGGUCGUGCCGUGCGGCGACGGCCACAUGAAAGUUUUCAGCCUCAUCCAGCAAGCGGUGACCCGCUACCGGAAGGCCAUCGCCAAGGAUCCAAACUACUGGAUACAGGUGCACAGACUUGAACAUGGAGAUGGAGGAAUACUAGACCUUGAUGACACCCUCUGUGAUGUAGCAGAUGAUAAAGACAGACUGGUGGCAGUGUUUGAUGAGCAAGAUCCACAUCAUGGAGGUGACGGCACCAGUGCCAGCUCCACGGGCACCCAGAGUCCAGAGGUAUUUGGCAGUGAGCUGGGCACCAGCAGUGUCUCCGCCUUUCAGCCUUACCAAGCGACAAGCGAGAUUGAAGUGACACCUUCAGUCCUUCGUGCAAAUAUGCCUCUUCAUGUCCGACGAAGCAGUGACCCAGCUUUAAUUGGCCUUUCAACUUCCAUUAGUGAUAAUAAUUUUUCUUCUGAAGAGCCUUCGCGGAAAAACCCCACACGCUGGUCAACAACAGCUGGCUUCCUUAAGCAAAACACAGCUGCUAGCCCUAAAACCUGUGACAGGAAGAAAGAUGAAAACUACAGAAGCCUUCCACGGGAUACUAGUAACUGGUCACACCAAUUUCAGAGAGACAAUGCUCGGUCAUCUCUGAGUGCCAGUCACCCAAUGGUGGACAAGUGGCUGGAGAAGCAAGAACAGGAUGAGGAUGGGACAGAAGAAGACAACAGUCGUGUUGAACCUGUUGGACAUGCUGAUACCGGUUUGGAGAAUAUACCCAGCUUUUCUCUGGAUGAUAUGGUAAAGCUCGUACAAGUCCCCAACGAUGGAGGGCCUCUGGGAAUCCAUGUAGUGCCUUUCAGUGCUCGAGGCGGCAGAACCCUGGGGUUAUUAGUAAAACGAUUGGAGAAAGGUGGUAAAGCUGAACAAGAAAACCUUUUUCAUGAGAAUGAUUGCAUUGUCAGGAUUAAUGAUGGCGACCUUCGAAAUAGAAGAUUUGAACAAGCACAACAUAUGUUUCGCCAAGCUAUGCGUACCCCCAUCAUUUGGUUCCAUGUGGUUCCUGCAGCAAAUAAAGAGCAGUAUGAACAACUAUCCCAAAGUGAGAAGAACAAUUACUAUUCAAGCCGCUUUAGUCCGGACAGCCAGUAUAUCGAGAACAGGAGUGCGAACAGUGCAGGCCUUCAGGCCCUGCAGAGAACACCCCGACUGAACCACCCGCCCGAGCAGAUAGACCCUCAUCCCAGACUACUACCUCAGAGCACACACCCCUCCGGAAAACCGCCCUCAGCUCCAGCUCCGGCAACCCAAAAUGUAUUUAGUACCAAUGUAAGCAGUGGUUACAACACCAAAAAAAUAGGCAAGAGGCUUAACAUCCAGCUGAAGAAAGGUACAGAAGGUUUGGGAUUCAGCAUCACUUCCCGAGAUGUAACAAUAGGUGGCUCAGCUCCAAUUUAUGUGAAAAACAUCCUCCCCAGGGGGGCCGCCAUCCAGGACGGCAGACUCAAGGCAGGAGAUAGACUUAUAGAGGUAAAUGGAGUCGAUUUAGCAGGCAAAUCCCAAGAGGAAGUUGUUUCCCUGUUGAGAAGCACCAAGAUGGAAGGGACCGUGAGCCUUCUGGUCUUUCGCCAAGAAGAUGCCUUCCACCCAAGGGAACUGAAUGCAGAGCCAAGCCAGAUGCAGAUUCCAAAAGAAACGAAAGCAGAAGAUGAGGAUAUUGUUCUCACACCUGAUGGCACCAGGGAAUUUCUGACGUUUGAAGUUCCACUUAAUGAUUCAGGAUCAGCGGGUCUUGGUGUCAGUGUCAAAGGUAACCGGUCCAAAGAGAACCAUGCAGAUUUGGGAAUCUUCGUCAAGUCCAUUAUUAAUGGAGGAGCAGCAUCUAAAGAUGGAAGGCUUCGGGUGAAUGAUCAACUGAUAGCAGUGAAUGGAGAAUCCCUGUUGGGCAAGACAAACCAAGAUGCCAUGGAAACCCUCCGAAGGUCUAUGUCCACUGAAGGGAACAAGCGAGGAAUGAUCCAGCUCAUUGUUGCAAGGCGAAUAAGCAAGUGCAAUGAGCUGAAGUCACCUGGGAGCCCCUCUGGACCUGAGCUGCCCAUUGAAACAGUAUUGGAUGAUCGAGAACGAAGAAUCUCCCAUUCCCUCUACAGUGGGAUUGAGGGGCUCGAUGAAUCACCCACGAGAAAUGCUGCACUCAGUAGGAUAAUGGGUGAGUCAGGUAAAUACCAGCUGUCCCCCACAGUGAACAUGCCCCAAGAUGACACUGUCAUUAUAGAAGAUGACAGGUUGCCAGUGCUUCCUCCACAUCUCUCUGACCAGUCAUCUUCCAGCUCCCAUGAUGACGUGGGGUUUGUGACCACAGACGCUGGCGCAUGGGCUAAGGCUACAAUCAGUGAUUCAGCAGACUGCUCUUUGAGUCCAGAUGUUGAUCCAGUUCUUGCUUUUCAACGAGAAGGAUUUGGACGCCAGAGUAUGUCAGAAAAACGCACAAAGCAAUUUUCAGAUGCCAGUCAAUUGGAUUUCGUUAAAACGCGAAAAUCAAAAAGCAUGGAUUUAGGUAUAGCUGACGAGACUAAACUCAAUACAGUGGAUGACCAGAAAGCAGGUUCCCCCAGCAGAGAUGUAGGACCGUCCCUGGGUCUGAAGAAGUCAAGCUCACUAGAGAGUCUGCAGACAGCAGUCGCUGAGGUGACUUUGAAUGGGGAUAUUCCUUUCCACCGCCCACGGCCACGAAUAAUCAGAGGAAGGGGAUGCAAUGAGAGCUUCAGAGCUGCCAUUGACAAGUCUUAUGAUAAACCUGCAGUAGAUGAUGAUGAUGAAGGCAUGGAGACGUUGGAAGAAGACACAGAAGAAAGUUCAAGAUCAGGGAGAGAGUCUGUAUCCACUGCCAGUGAUCAGCCUUCUCAUUCUUUGGAGAGACACAUGAAUGGAAACCAAGAGAAAGGCGAUAAGAUGGAUAGGAGAAAAGAUAAAGCUGGAAAAGAGAAGAAGAAAGAUAGAGACAAGGAUAAAGACAAAAUGAAAGCCAAGAAGGGCAUGCUGAAGGGCUUGGGAGACAUGUUCAGGUUUGGCAAACAUCGAAAAGAUGACAAGAUUGAGAAAACGGGUAAAAUAAAAAUACAGGACUCCCUUACAUCAGAAGAGGAGAGGAUACGAAUGAAGCAGGAGCAGGAGAGGAUUCAAGCCAAAACUCGUGAAUUUAGAGAGCGACAAGCUCGAGAGCGUGACUAUGCUGAAAUCCAAGAUUUUCAUCGGACAUUGGGUUGUACUGAUGAGUUGCUGUAUGGGGGAAUGUCUUCCUACGAAGGCUCGGUGGCUCUCAACACCAGACCCCAGAGCCCAAGAGAAGGGCAUAUGAUGGAUACUCUGUAUGCCCAAGUGAAGAAGCCACGGAAUUCCAAACCUUCGUCUGUGGACAGCAACAGAUCAACUCCUAGCAACCAUGAUCGGAUACAGCGUCUACGGCAAGAAUUUCAGCAAGCAAAGCAGGAUGAAGAUGUAGAAGAUCGGCGACGUACCUAUAGCUUUGAACAACCCUGGCCCAACUCCAGAGCGGCGGCGCAGAGCGGCAGGCACUCGGUGUCGGUGGAGGUGCAGAUGCAGCGCCAGCGGCAGGAGGAGCGCGAGGGGUUCCAGCAGGCCCAGCGCCAGUACAGCUCCCUGCCCCGGCAAAGCAGGAAAAACGCCAGCUCUGUGUCCCAGGAUUCCUGGGAGCAGAACUACCCCCCUGGGGAAGGCUUCCAGAGUGCCAAGGAGAACCCCAGAUACUCCAGCUACCAGGGCUCCAGGAACGGCUAUCUGGGCGGGCACGGCUUCAACGCCAGGGUGAUGCUGGAGACCCAGGAGCUCCUUCGCCAGGAACAGAGGCGGAAAGAGCAACAGAUGAAGAAGCAGCCUCCUCCUCCCGAAGGGCUCAACAACUAUGACUCAUACAAGAAAGUCCAGGACCCCACUUACACCCCUCCCAAGGGGCCCUUCCGGCAGGACGUGCCCCCCUCCCCUUCUCAGGUCGCUAGGCUGAACAGACUCCAGACUCCUGAGAAAGGGAAACCCUUCUAUUCCUGAACAGGAGAAGAGUGGAGGCUUCAUGUCAUGCAAUAAAGGACAUUUUCUUAUGAAGACUUGUAUUUUGGGAGUUUUUUUAAAACCUUGAUGGUACUAUGGAAUUUUUCUGUUUGUUGGUAUCAGUGCCUUUAAGCAGUAUGGGCGAAGAAAUGGAAAGCCUUAAUGUCUUUGCCACUAUGUCUCAAGUGUCUAUUUCAUGGAAGGAUUUCCCACCAUCUGACAAUCAUCUGUUCGAGGCAUUCACAUGCUCUGCACCUCUCUGGAGUACCAGGAAUGUUCACCUCCCCCAUGAGAUGUCCAUGGCUUUAUGUUACACCCCCCUGCAACUUGUGACAAAUUACCUUGAAGUUGAAGGUGAUAUUGAUCCCUCCUUCUCCCCUUUCGGUUUUCUUUGAUGUGAGGCGACAUCCCAAUCUCUGGUGGAUCAAAGUGGGUGACAUACACCAGAAAUUGGGGCUUUAUGGUACUUCACAGCAGUCAUUUAUGGUACUUUGUAAUCAGUGUGGUUUUCCCUGUUCUCUCCCAGCUCCUUGCAACAGGAAAGUUCCUUCAUCCUAGUAAAGAAGCUAAGCCAUAUCCAACACUGUCUGGUUAUCAUGGGGGUCCUUUUGCAACUGCCUUAUAACUCGACAUUACCAAUAAAGCGAUCACUGUAGUCUGUGUUUAUAAAUACACUUGUUUGGUCAUGUUCCUGACACGUGUGUUGAGUCAGCGCAGCUCUGUGUGGGGGACGAGGGACAGGGAGUGACUUCUGGUCGGGGAAGAAUGGAGCCCGCCCACCGGCCCUGUGCAUAUCAUGACGUGGGAGGUGGUAGCUAAGAAAAGAAUUCUCCCAGGAUGAGCUUCUGGCCCACAACAUCCCAGUAAUUAUUUUAAUUAGUUUUCGUUUGACAGGUUGGCAGGAAGGGCAUAGAGUGAGACAAAGAUAAAUCAGACGGUCGUUUUGGGAUUCUAAAAACUCAUCGGCUUGCUACAGUUUUUAAAGUCAGUUGGAAAUCACGUUUGUUUAGCACACCCAGAUGCUGUAUCUCUGCCUGGUGAUGCCAUCCAUGCUACUAGAUAAUUCUGCCACAAAACGAAGACAGAUAAGGGAAAAGCUGUUAUAUCACCAAACAGUGGUAACAAAAGAUUGCUCUCAUGUCAAUAUUGUAAUGUGUGUGGGGGUCACAAGGACCUCGAUUGCUCCUGUGUUUUCAGCUGUCCGUCUGAACGUCAUGUGUUGUGAACCAUGGCUGGGUUGCUAAAGUGCCUGCAAAUCCCGAUGUGAAGAAAGCUUGAGAUGAAAGCUCAGCACACCAUGUAUUAACAAAAAAAGAGAAAACAAACAAAAAAAGACAUGUACCGAUAUGCCUUUUUUUUUUUUUACUGGCACAUUGUAUUUUUGUGUCCACUUGUUUUUAGAAAAUAUGUGAAGUGUCCACACGUACCUGUGUCUCUUUUGCAUUUCUGUGUAAUGGUUCUAUGUGUUCAUAAUGUGUGGCAAUGUUUAAAUGGUGUUACCAAUGUAAGCACAGUGACCUUGGAUGACAGUAGCUUUUUCUUACAGCCUUCCUUGAGCUGUGAGAAACAGCUUUCCCUGUACAUAUGAGACUUCUAAUAAAAGGCAUAUUUCUUCCUG
Messenger RNA from Prionailurus viverrinus (fishing cat), 5756 nucleotides. RefSeq names its product par-3 family cell polarity regulator (gene PARD3). Gene Ontology annotation, biological process: microtubule cytoskeleton organization; establishment of centrosome localization; establishment or maintenance of epithelial cell apical/basal polarity. The record is from RefSeq and is a predicted model, not a curated record. Bases 62 to 4138 code for a protein of 1358 amino acids. The transcript is spliced from 25 exons. Lineage: Eukaryota; Metazoa; Chordata; Mammalia; Carnivora; Felidae. Gene Ontology annotation, cellular component: adherens junction; apical junction complex; apical plasma membrane. Gene Ontology annotation, molecular function: phosphatidylinositol binding; protein binding.